This is a messenger RNA of Neltuma alba, 1520 nucleotides long. RefSeq lists its product as uncharacterized. NCBI's taxonomy places the organism in Eukaryota, Viridiplantae, Streptophyta, Magnoliopsida, Fabales, Fabaceae. The record is from RefSeq and is a predicted model, not a curated record. Gene Ontology annotation, cellular component: cytosol. Gene Ontology annotation, molecular function: phosphoenolpyruvate carboxykinase (ATP) activity; ATP binding. Gene Ontology annotation, biological process: gluconeogenesis. The transcript is spliced from 10 exons. Bases 80 to 1204 code for a protein of 374 amino acids.
AAUACGAUUUUUGGCGCUUGAGCGCAUUGGUUCAGUUACUACAUCCCUGAAACCGGAAAGCCACUCGUAGUUGAUACAAAUGAGGAACCUUUUUCUAAAUCGACUCCAAGCCUCAUUCACUCGCUCCUCAAGUUCAAGUCCGCUUUUCCCUUUCUUGCUCUCGUCCCGACGGAAUGCAGUGUCACCACCAAAAGCCAAGGAUGAAGCAGAAAGAGACACUACUGCUAGGGACAACACAGGAUUUUCUAGUGGUCUUAACUGGGCUCUGGCUUUGAAAGGUGUAGCUGUAAUGGGAAAAGCUUUACCUAACUUAAACCCAUCUGAACUAAGGCAACAUGGUGCAAUCAUUGCUGAUCCCUUAUCUGGAUGCCCGCUACAUAUGAGAGGAAAUGUUAUUGGUGAAGCAUCAAAAAUCUCAAAGGCGCAGUUUGGCAAGCUUCUUAAACUGGUGGCGAAUCACCUGUCAUCUGUCCCUAAUAUAUUUGUUCAUGAUGGAGCUAUUGGUUCAUCACCAGACUGUGAUGCAAAGGUUCGAGUGAUAAGUGAUAGUCCUUCGGCAAUACUGUCACUUUCUAAUAUUCUCUAUGAGACUCACACUCGAUCAGUUUCACAUGAUUCUUGUCCAUUGACUGUUUAUGUAGCCACAUCUAUAAGUUCUUCUUUGAUGAAGGCUAUUAGUGUGGAAUAUCAGUCAAAUAAUGGAUUUGUAGCUGCAGAUAUUGAGAGAUCAUCCAUAAUUCUAUGUGAUAAAGCUUUCUCAGAUGCCAGUGCGAUCAAGAAAGCACUAUUUGCUUUGUCUGAACCUGUGAUAUCUGCAAGAGGAGGCAUUCCUCUACCAGGAAGUUCUGAAUGCAUCCCUUCUGUUUCAAAGCUAUCUCCUGGUCAAGCUGCUUAUCAUUUGGUAACCGGUUAUCAAAAUGGGAAAUUUGUGCCUUCAUUCAGCCACGCUCCUUCAUGUAUUGAUCCGCUGGAGCUCGCAAAGGCCCUUCUAGCCAAGCUGAAAGACAAUCAAAUAUCUGCCUACCUGAUUAAUGUCAACAAAGGGGAAAAGACUCUUUCUGGUAAAGAUCUUGUGAAGCUGGUGGAAUCGACUCUUUCUAAAGAUGUCCCGCCAUUCCAUACUAAAGGUGGAGAUCUUAAAAGAAAGUACAAGACAUUUCUGUCAAAGAUGUAUCCAGGGCUGCCUGAGGAAUUUACAUUCUGAUGAAGAUGGUCAUAUCUUUAGAUUUAGGUUGUCCUUGUAUCAUCAAAUCAUCAUGUGUCAGAGCUAGUUAUUCUCUGUUUUAGAUCCUUGGAAGUUUGAAGCUUGUAAAGGGAUGUAAAGGAUGUGAAUUGAAGUAGGCAAGAUUGUCAGAUUCCGUGGUGAUUAUGUUUGUAAAUAGUGAAUUGUCAGAAACUGAGUGACAAAGAGGAGCAGUAAGUUCAUUACUUCUAGACAGUAUAUUAUAUUUAAAAAGAUAGCGAGUCUAACAAAUCUACCACUUCAUGAAGAAUAACAUCACGAAGAACAGUGAAGACAA